AGUCUUUCGUUUGAAAAUUAAAUUCUCUCUCUUUUUUUUUUAAAGGAAAUAGCUUUAUAAGCUAAAUGCGUUUUUAACAGUCGAUUUAAACAUUAACCGUUACUUUCUAUGGUAACCACGGGCAACGCUUAUCAAAAAUUCCCUUCCACCAAUCACAGAACGAGAUCUUGCAAACGAGCCAAUCAGCGGGCUCGUUUGUCGUUCCCCAAACAACCGUCCGUUCCACGCAGACACAAGUAGAGAUUUAUCUUGGGAACAUGUAACUUAACACGCUAAUAAUGAGCUGUCGUUUGUUUAUAUUCAUUGUUUCGGGCAUUUAUUGGCCCUAAAAGCGUUCUGAGGGCAGUUUUAACGUUGGGGGAAGAAUGAAAACCCGGGAUUCACCGCCGCCACCGCCGGUUCAUGUCCAUGUACCGGAGACCACACCUGUACACGUUCAUAUGAGAAGGAGUCCCAGCAAGACCCCGCAGAACAGGACAAAAGAUGCCCAGGCGAAGGGAGAAGGAGGGAGGUCAAAGAGUCGGGCGCCUUGGAUUCCUCCAGGAAUACUGUCCUCCAGAAGAGAUGUGGGUUCAUACAUGUGUCAGAGGAGCAGAGUUCAGCAUCAGUCAGAAGGUGGGACUGGCCUCCAGCGUGACGCAGAGGAGCAGGAAGAAGAGCUGGAUGCAGUAUCUAAAAACCUCAGCGUCCUGCUCAGAGAGCAAGAAAGCAACCGUCGAUCAAAGAAGGCGGAUGCUGGAGCUGAAGGCAGAAAGGUGGAUGUGCUCCUGAGAGCGCUCGUAGAAGCAGAGAUCGAUGGCGUAGCGGUAGCCAAUCAGCUGACAGCCCUGAAGGAAACUAUCGACAGCCUUGCUAAGGACAAGCGGCUAUCUAAGCUACACACAGCUUCACUCAGACGGCAGCAGGAGUUGUUGAUAGAGAAGAUAGAGAUGUUUGACCACACGAACCACAGCCUUCGAGAGCUCCUCAGAGAGUGGAGUGAACACGAGAGAGAAUCGCUGGUGUGGUCAGAACAGAAAGAUGCCUUGAAGAUUAGAUUGGCCGACAGUGAAGCAGAGAACACUCGACUUUUAGCCAAAUUCACCAACAAAGAGAAAGAGGCUUUCAAGCUUGCUAAGCAUUUGGAUUUUGAAAAGGAAAAUGUAAAGACGACAGAGGAGCUUUCAAAAAUUCUGGAGUCCACCCGCGACCAUCUGGAGUCUCAGCUGAGCAGAGCAGAGACUGAAAAAAGACAUCUGAAUGCUCAGAUUCAGAGGAUGCAGCAGAGCUACGACCAACAGUACAAGGAGCUCCAGGCUCUGCAGAAGGAGCUGCAGACUGUGAAGCAGCAGCAGAGGAAGGAGGAGGACCAGGAGCACGACCAGCAAGACCGGGAGGCCCUGGCCCUGCUGACCCAGCAGGCCGAGCGAGCCGAGGAAUCGGCCAGGCAGCUCGCCGCCAAACUGCAGGAGAAGGAAACCCAGCUGGCUCAAGCUCUGUCCACAUCCAGCGACUGGUGCCUCCGCCACUCUAAAGAGGCGACAGCUAAAGGACAGCUAGAAGAAGAAGUAUCUGCUCUCAAAUUGCAGGUGGCCGAGCUGAGCUCCCAGCUUCGCUCGGCGGAGGACAAGAGUCGGACGGAGAGGGAGGAGCUCAGGGAUCAGUUUCAACACGUCAGCGCUGAAAACGCCUCCACCAAGCUGGACAACCAAAGACUCACGGUCCAGUUGACGUCGUCUGAGGAGAAGCUCAGAGGUUUGCAGUCUGAAGCCAGGCGGCUGAAAUCAACCAUCAAAAAGCAUGAAAACCUGGUGGAGAAAUACAAGAAGAAGGUCCAGCAGGCUCGUCUGGAAUCGGAGGAGUGCUGCCUGAAGCUGGAGGCGACGCAGAAGGAGGCGCGGGAGGUGACGGUGAGCCUGGAGAGGGAGAAGGACCAGGUGAAGAGGGAGCUGCUGGACCGACUCAGAGGACUCGAGACGCUGCCCGACAAACUGAGGAGGGCCGAGCAGCAGCUGCGAGACGUCCAGGAGGAGGCCGACGUCCACAAGAGGAGGAACGUAGAGCAUAGCGCCACCCUCUCUGAAGUUAGACACAAGGUGGAGCAGCAGGGCUCUCAGCUGGAGAUGUUUCAGCAGAGGAACACGCUGCUGCAGGAGGAGAACAACGUUCACAAAGAGAAAAUGUACAACUUAGAGAGGAAGUUGGAGGACUUCAAGGUAGAAAACAAAGAGAUGUCUGACACUCUCAUUGCAAAGGAAGCGACCAUCCGCAGUGUUCAACAGCAGCUGGAGGAGAAGGUCUGCGAGUGCAACGUCCUGUCCAGGAAGCUGCAACAUACUCUGGAUGACGCACAGCGACAGGUGGACGACAGCAUGCAGAGAGUUUUGGCCAAAGAGAGAGCGUCUCAGUCGAAAGCGUUGGACCUGCAGAGUCAGCUGAGCCGAGCCAAAUCAGAGAUGAGUCAACUGCAGCGAAGCAAGCAGGAGAUGGAGCGUCGUUUCCAGAGUCAGCUGCAGAACCUGAAGGACAGACUGGAGCAGUCGGACGCUACGAACCGCAGUCUGCAGAACUACGUUCAUUUUCUCAAAACCUCAUACGGAAACGUGUUUGGUGACUCUUUGCUCGCAAGCUGACCACUAAAUCGUCCAGUUCGAACAGGCAUCCGAGCCUUAUAACCUCUAUGAAAUGAAUAAAGUGAAUUUUAAAAUGAAAGUUUUUACGUUUUAGUUGAUUGGAAUGUAUUUAUAUGAUUUUGAAUAAAAAAACCUUUCUGCACAGUUGUUGAUUCUGAUGAGAUUUGACACUUUAUGUCUCUGAAUUUUACUUUCCUUUCAAAUGUACAGAAAAUAAAAAAUAACUACAUAAUAAAUAUAAACAUAUUUAGCAUUCAACGCAGCCAAACUGAAUGGCCCACAUGUAAUUCCUAUAUGAAUACCAUAGGUUUAAAAUACUAUAUUAAAUAAAUAUGAAUAUUUUAGAUAGAAUAUAGACUUACUCCCACCAAAUCCCCUUAACCAGUUUGGUAAUUCAAGAUAUUCUUUCUCAUAAAAACCUUAUAGGAGAUAAACUAAGAUAUUUUUUAAAUAACUCAGGUCUGUUCUUCAAUUUAGUAUAUAUAUAUAUAGCAUGUGAAAUGACAAUUAAAAAGCCAGCUGGUGGCUUUAAUGCUGAAUUUUGCAAUGUCUCAUAUUGGAAUUAGAUUUGAAGUUUUUGGAUGAGAAGUGUGUAUUUGUACAAAUUGAGCAAAUAAAUAAUAAACAGGCAGAUUUUUAAAAAAAGAGAGUUUAAGGGAGUGUUAUAUUAUAAUGUGGAGCAAAUGUUAAUGCCAGAAAGACUCUCAGAAGCUAAAGAAACCCAACUGUAAUUAGAUAGUUUUCAUUUUUAUCACAAAAUAACAUUUUGUGAGAUUAUUAAACCAAGAACAAAACAAGUUAUAAUAAGAGUCAAAAGCCUGAUCCCAUAUGAAGCACUGUAUGUAACCUUGCACGUGUCUGUAAAAUGUGUUUAAAAAGGACUGAUGGACCUCUGUCACCUCAAAUAAAACAUGUGUAUAACUUUAA
Molecule: messenger RNA, 3539 nt
Organism: Thunnus maccoyii (southern bluefin tuna)
Lineage: Eukaryota; Metazoa; Chordata; Actinopteri; Scombriformes; Scombridae
Product: outer dense fiber protein 2-like
Exons: 17
Coding region: 366-2612 (748 amino acids)
Biological process (GO): regulation of cilium assembly
Cellular component (GO): centrosome
Source: RefSeq, a predicted model, not a curated record